This is a messenger RNA of Silurus meridionalis, 2524 nucleotides long. It is a transcript of the gene ldha, whose product is annotated as lactate dehydrogenase A4. Gene Ontology annotation, cellular component: cytoplasm. The transcript is spliced from 8 exons. The record is from RefSeq and is a predicted model, not a curated record. Gene Ontology annotation, biological process: carboxylic acid metabolic process. Bases 29 to 1156 code for a protein of 375 amino acids. Gene Ontology annotation, molecular function: L-lactate dehydrogenase (NAD+) activity. Lineage: Eukaryota; Metazoa; Chordata; Actinopteri; Siluriformes; Siluridae.
AGAAUUCAGGAAGUGAGUUUACUCUCUGAUGAAUAGUGACACGUUUGGCAGCAGAUUUCUGAUUCAUUACCUCGGAAACGAGACUGUUUAUGUACCACGCAAGCGUCGAAAUGCAAAAAUGAACAGAAAGUUUAUUCCCUCCAAAAAACAGAAAAUGGCAUCCACUAAGGAGAAGCUGAUUGCCCAUGUGAGCACUGAACAGCCAGUGGGCUCCAGCAACAAGGUGACUGUGGUUGGUGUUGGCAUGGUGGGCAUGGCUGCUGCCAUCAGCAUCCUGCUGAAGGAUCUUGCUGAUGAGCUGGCCCUGGUUGAUGUAAUGGAGGAUAAACUGAAGGGAGAAGUUAUGGACCUGCAGCACGGCAGUCUCUUUCUCAAGACUCACAAAAUUGUGGCUGACAAAGACUACAGCGUGACUGCCAACUCCAAGGUCGUCGUGGUGACCGCUGGGGCUCGUCAGCAGGAGGGAGAGAGCAGGCUGAACCUGGUGCAGAGGAAUGUCAACAUCUUCAAGUUUAUCAUUCCCAAUAUUGUAAAGUACAGUCCUAACUGUAUCAUGCUGGUGGUGUCCAACCCAGUUGAUAUUCUGACCUACGUGGCCUGGAAGCUGAGCGGUCUUCCCAGGAACCGUGUGAUUGGUAGCGGCACCAACCUGGAUUCUGCUCGGUUCCGCUACUUGAUGGGUGAGAAACUGGGUCUGCACCCAUCCAGCUGCCACGGCUGGGUGAUUGGAGAGCAUGGAGACUCCAGCGUACCUGUAUGGAGUGGUGUGAAUGUCGCUGGAGUUUCUUUGCAGGGUCUCAACCCAGACAUGGGUACAGACAAGGACAAGGAAGAUUGGAAGAGUGUCCACAAAAUGGUGGUCGACAGUGCAUACGAGGUGAUCAAGCUGAAGGGCUACACGUCCUGGGCUAUCGGUAUGUCUGUAGCCGACCUGUGUGAGAGCAUCCUGAAGAACCUUCACAAAUGCCACCCAGUGUCCACCCUGGUCAAGGGAAUGCAUGGUGUAAAUGAGGAGGUUUUCUUGAGCAUACCCUGUGUCCUGGGCAGCAGCGGCCUCACCGACGUGGUGAAGAUGACCCUGAAAGCGGAAGAGGAGAAGCAGUUGGUGAAGAGUGCUGAAACCCUGUGGGGUGUGCAGAAGGAGCUGACCUUAUGAACUGUAGCCUCUCGUUAAACAAAGCACCACUCAAAAGUAAUGUCCAAACAUGUAACACUUUCCCUGCCCAAGUCCUAAAGCCAUCAAUCCUGAUGCGAUGUCUCAAAGCAGAACUCAGACCCAUAGACCUUAACAGUCCUCAGUAUACAUUUAGAAGAGGAUAGAUAUUUAUGUAGUCUUAUAUCUAAAGAUAAAGAAGAGUAAUAUAUUAUGGGCUUUUGUGAACGCGUGUUUUGUGUGCAUUGGUGUUAACGCUUGAUGUUGUCCUUGGUACUCAAAAGAACUAUAUUUGUGAUAAGGUGGUCAGCCAGUUUGGGUUUCUGUAUAAGUGUGCUUUCUGAGCUCAACAGGCAUUCCAUCCCAUCCCAUUUUUUUCCCCCCAAUGCAAAAGAAAAAUCAAACAAGAGCCACUUCCUCUGAAACCAAAGCUGCAAUGUAUGUUUAGGGAGCAUUCUAAAAGGUGGUUAACGUGGCUUAAUGCGAUACGGUAGUGUUUCUCAAAGACCAAACUCAGUAAACAUAUUAACAAUAAAGCAUACUAUGUACAGAAAAGCAGAGGAGUCCAGAAUAUGAACUUUAUGCAUUAAGCAUUUUUCUCUCAUAGACCAUUACGGAAAAAGCUUAAUGCGAUAAGACGGUUUUUAAAAGACCAAACACAUUCAUAAUAACAUACUAUGUACAGGCAAGCAGAUGAGUACGAAUGCUAAGACAGCGUUUUUUUAACUGCUUGUUCUGUUUAAUGAGUUUGGUCUUUUAAAAAAAAGUCUUAUCACAUUAAACCAGGUUAAGCCUUUCCCUUAAUGUUUUUUGGGAGAAAAAUGCUUAAUUAAACGCGUUAUGUUUAUAUUCUGGACUUGUGUUUGUCUGUACACAGGACGUUUUUAAUAUGAAUGUGUUUACCAAGUUCGGUUUUUAAAAAACGGUCUUAUUGCAUUUAACCCUAUUAAGCGCUUUAGAAUAUCCCUAUGUUUAUUAAAAUGCUAGCACUUGUACACACAUGCACUUUCAUACACAAUCAACAAGUGCACUGACGCACAUUUUUAUUCAACUCUAAAUCAGGGUAUGAGAUUGUUAGCAGUGGUAAAUUAAUGGCGGAACAAAGACCAGAGACCCAAAAUGGCAGUGCUGUGGCUCAUUUGUAUCUUUUGCUGCAUAUCAGUCAAAGUUCAGGUAUGUUUGAAAUAGGCUGUUCAUGCAAUAUUCACAUCUAGGUGUGAUUUUAUGAACGUUAUCUCAUCCGCAAAGAUUAUUUUUGUACAUUUAUUUCUGUGAAACCCCCGUAAAAGGGUGCACCUAGUGGAACCUAAUGUGUUACAGCUCUCACUGUUAACUCCCUUCACUUUCAAAUAAAGGUUUAAUCAUACAACA